AUGGGGCAGUCGGUUCCCUCCGAUUCCCUUUCCUCGCCCCCGGCCGAAAGGAAAAAAGGGCAGCCAACCGCCAGGGGCCCUUCGUUCAAAAGCAAGAAAGCCCCGGACUUCAGCCAUUUACAUCCGGACACGGAAGCCUCCAUCAGACCAACAAAUAGAUGCAGUGAACGAAAAAAAAAUUUCAUCCAUACACAACAAAUGAAUGCAAUGAUUCUGGGGAUUGUGACGAGAUUGAAAUGCCGGCUUCAACCGCUGCUGUCUUCAUCGCGGGUUCAUCCGAUAAAUGCCAAAGGACCGUAA
Trypanosoma theileri is the source of this 300-nucleotide messenger RNA. RefSeq lists its product as uncharacterized. The coding region runs from base 1 to 300 and encodes 99 amino acids. NCBI's taxonomy places the organism in Eukaryota, Euglenozoa, Kinetoplastea, Trypanosomatida, Trypanosomatidae. The record is from RefSeq and is a predicted model, not a curated record. The transcript has a single exon.